ACAUGGUAUGGCAAGAAAUAUGGCAGCCAACCUGCCUUGCUUGUCCACAGGGCCAGGUUAAAACUGGCAAAGGCGCUUUUAUUUUGCAUCCCCAGGGUUUCAUAUACACAGAAUGUGGAGGAUAUUUAACGGCAUUCCCAGAGCAAUCCGCCAGCAUUUCCAUGGUCCACGAGCAGCAACCGGAAUCUGUAAGGAGGAGGAACAGCAUGUGGAACAUGAACUAGAUCGUGUAGACAGCUGCUCCUGGUUUGAGCGCAGUCGUCGCUGUGUCAGCAGCCCACCUGAGAGUAAAGGUGACCAAGGUGAAGGUCAGGGCACAGAUCGUGAUAAUGACUGGUGGAACAAUAUCCAUCGGGAUUGGUUUCCUUUCUGUGGGCGACACACAGCACUUGAGGCUGUCACAUGGGGUGCAGCUGUUGUCCUGGGGAUCCAGUUAUCCCGUCCCCGAUGGAGUGAUGGGUGUAUUCGCAGCCCCCUGUCCAGCAAAGGCCUCCCACCGCGGAGGCCAAGUCUGCUGUUCCAGGUGGCGUUUGCCCUCCCUGGGAAGACCACAACUGCACAGUCAGUGAAGCAAACCAGAGCCAGGCAGCUAGACACCACCGACCAGCCUGUGAAGGAGGACGGGGCACUGAGUGAUGUGCUGAAGGACUUUGAGGACAUCUGUAAGAAGUAUACCGCCCUGGGGAAGAGUGUACUGGGACUGAGGUUUGCCCAGGAGGGGGAUAUGUCGGAGGCUGUGAAACACAUGGAGGAAUCAAGCCGCCUCGGUCACGCCAGCGCUCAGUUCAAUCUCGGACUCUGCUUCGAAAUGGGCAAAGGUGUUGAGGUUGAUCUAAAAAAGGCUGCAGAGUACUACAGGAUGGCUGGGGAGGACGGACAUGCCAAGGCCUUGUAUAACCUGGCGCUGCUGCACUUGAAGGGGGAGGGAGGGAUGAAGAAGGACACGCCCACAGCCAUGUUGCUGUUGGAACAGGCGGCUCAGUCAGGACUGACAGAGGCCCAGACCUACAUGGGUGUGUACUACACGGAGGAGGAGCAGCAGGACAUGAAGAAAGCAGUGAAAUUCUUCACUCAGGCCGCGGAACAACACGACCCUGAAGCCCAAUACUUCCUGGCCAUCUGUUACGAGCAGGGUUGGGGAGUGGAGGUGAACGAGUGCAAGGCGGCCCAUCUGUACUCAAUGUCGGCGCAGAGCGGCCAUGAUGGAGCCAUGUACAACCUGGCGGUGUUCCACGAACACGGUCUUGGAGGGAUUCCGAAGGAUGGUAUUUCUGCACUGUAUCUGUACAAGAAGGCGGCUGCCCAGGGCAACGAGAGCGCCAAGUUCAAACUACAGGAGUGGCAGGCCCAGGCUGCUGUAUGGGAGUGGAAAGCUGAAAAUGAUGACUUGGAAGGCGGGAAUAACUCCUUGCGACCACCAAAGAUUCUUCUAAAUGCGUCCAAGUCAUCUCCAUCAGUUACAGAGUAUGUACGGCAGAAUAUUGGUCAGCUUUGUAUAGGCGCAGUGAGACCUGCGUCCGAACCGGUGUUUCCUCCCCAGCAUAUAAUUGUUACCUCCCCUGAAGGAAGAUCAAAGUCUGAGCAGGUGUUGUUCUACCUCCGGCCUGAGGAGGUAGACAAGAGCGAUGAUGCCGACAGCGGAUAUGGCAGCCCCCCGGCUCUCACUCCCAACUCCUCCGGUGUUGGACUGCACCGGAAUGCCACAAUGCCUGAUCUGAGGACAUGGGAAUGUGCUUGACGACAGUGAUAACUCUGAAACCUUGUUGGCCCGGAAACCCUUCUUUCCAGACCAGUUACUGUUAGGAACAUCUGAAUAUAUACAAAGGACAUUACUCUGUAUCAUGUUUUGUAAAUCUGGACGAUUUCACUGAGAAUGGUGCCGUCUGGAUUAAUGAUAUUUCACUACAUUCAGUGAGUAUCAUUGUUCACUGUAAUGAACACUCGUGACGUGAGAAGCUUCGAAAGGUUGAAUAAAUUUGAGAAGGAUAUUAUUUUGUCAUAAGAAGUACAUUUGAAUGGCAGGUAGGCUGUUUGAUUCAAGACGUGUUAAUUUUUCCCCCUGACCAAAUUGAAAUAUUCAGAUUGUUUUCGAGGAUAUGAAGUUUGUUCGAAACUUGCAUCAUGUUAGGUGCUUGAAGCAUUGUUGAAUUAUGUCCCAAACUGCAUCUUAUAUUUCUGUCCGUGAGUAGAUAUUGUAUUGUUCAAGUGAGAUUUUAUGUAUGAAUAGUCCAAGAAAGAUAUAUGUAAGGUUUUCCUGAAUCUGUGUGACGGGUGAAACUAGGUACAUAUUAGAAACUAUUAGAUUACCUUAUUUUCUUGUGUGUAAUACAUACCCCUCAUUCUUGGGUACAGUUUUCUGGGUAAAAUGGUAUAAACCAUGUACACUGUACAAAGUAAAGUGCAAACUGCCUCAUUUUGCUGCAGAUGACGUCUUGGCUUGAAUUUCGACAGUGUGCAAAACAGACCUCCCUGUCCACACAUGUAUUUUUUGGGAUAAGCAGUGUGCAUUAUACACAAGAAUAUACUGUACUCGUUUCAUUUUUUGUCAACAUAACAUCACAUCUAAGGCUAAAAAAUAAAAUCUAAGUUCUCAAUGGCCCUUGGAAAAAAAUGUGAAAAAGGAAUCUACCGGGUGUCAGUUUUCACCAAAUAUAUUUCAUUUAUGGUAAAUGUUUUGUUAUGAUGAUUGCAGGAGAAUCAAGAAUAUUUAUUUUUUAGCCUUAUCUGCUUAACCAGAUCAAUUGUGUUCAUGUCAAUCAUUUGAUGAAACAGUUCAAUUUUUCAUCUAAGAAACUUCAGCUUCUUUUAAGAUCAAACAAUUGAGUUGUUGUUUGCAUGGAGAAGAACUACACAGUUAAGACUUUUGUAUGCAUUUAUGAAAACGAGAGUUUAAUAAUGUCAUACUUCCGGCAUUAUGGAACAACGCACAAAAAUUGUCCUGAUUUUGUUUUACUGUUAACUGUCUCAGUGCUUCCUAAAGAAAAAUGUGCAUCUUUAAGCAUAAUGCUGUGUGUAAUAACGUGUUUCUUGUGUUGGGGGAAAAACAAAUCAAAAUAGAAUUGUUGUCAAAAUAUUUUUGUAAUUAAUAUACUUCUUGUCAUGAUAAGUGAAUUUCUCUGAAGGAACUGUCUUCCAAAACUUUUGAUAUCAACACUGAUAUGAAAGAAUCUGUUUCAUUUGGUGGAUGCUUAUAGUUUUAGGUUGUAUUCUGUCACGACUCCAAUGAAAAUGUAGACUUGAUCUUAGAUAGUUUGUUCAUGGUAACUAUAACUAAACCGGCAUUAUUUAGAGUUGACCGUUACCAUGGUUACAGUAUGAAUAUACCAGGCCAGUUCUUAUUGUUAAUACUGCCCCACUGUGGAUUUUCACAAGUCAUACUCAUUUCAAUCUCAUUAAAAUAAGAUCUUAGUUCUCGCUACCGCUAAACAAAGAUCUGAAGACAUCCCAGUUUGGGUCAUGUCAGAACGACCUUUCAUCCGACCAAUCAGUGCGUCGCUUACCAGAUUAUGAAAGUGACAGUUGGAAUGUGAUUUCUAAUCAUGCAGUCUCGAAAACUUUAUCAUGGGGUAUAUCCGAACAAUAGCUACAGGUUUAAUGACUGAAUCCUUACAAUCUAGACCAUCUAUUAGCCAUUCCAGAGUGUGUUUUUGUGAGAAUUUGUCAAAAUAUGUUUCGAAGCGUGGUCGCCAAUUUGAAAUUUGUGCCGUAAAGCACGAGAAAGCUGCCUUCUGAUUGGUCAUUCCAUUGGUCGGUCAAGGUUCGCGCAAGGUCGGUCUGACAUGACCCGUAAUGGGAUGUCCUGAGAUCUUUGUUUAGCGGUAGCGAGAACUAAGAUCUGAUUUUAAUGAGAUUGUACUCAUUUAUGUUGAAAACAAGUGUCUAGUGACUCGACCAUGUUGGGUAAUGUGUGCCUGUCGGCAGUUGGUAUACAUGUGUAGGCAGAGCUUGAGAUCCAUCUGAAUAAUUUUCAUUUUUAUGGAUAAGGAACCCCUUUUCUGUUAACAGGGGUUUCCUACCUUUUGUUAAACCCCAUAUUGCUCGGUAAUGGGGGUUAAAUGUUUUUUGUUUUACUGAACUGGGUCCUCUAGUGGUCUGAAGCACUGAAUAGGUGCUGAUGUGAGGGGUUUAAGACCGGAGAGGUGCAAGGCUUUUGAGUUAUUCUACCCCGUAACCGUGCACUGUCACCUUUUACUGAAGUAGUUGUUUUUGAGGCCCACAUGAAUAAUUUCUCACUUUAGUGUGUUUUCAAGUUAUCUUACAUUUGUGAUAAUUGAAUUUACUCCUUGAGUAUUUUUACUUACAUAUGUAAAUUUACAAGGUCAAUAUAGACAUUAAUAAUACAUACUGAUAGUCAAACGUUAAGCAACGAAUUGUGAGCAAGUUCAGUGGUGGUUUUACUUUUGACCAUGAGUAUAUAUCAGUGUACAAAGAUAAAAAAAAUGGUACAGUUCUACACUACUUCAACCCCCUUUGAAGAUACAACCACUCACAAUCUAAGUUACAAAUUAAACACUACCAAUAUUAUAAAUUUAACUAUAUACACAAUUUCUUAUGUUUCGAGUAGGUUUAGUCCUUUGAAGUAGCAAACAUUCCAUCGCGGCGUGAAGCAGUGUGGGCACAAUAGAUGUUGUGACGCGUUUCUCCACACUUUGUUGUUUCCACUGCCUAGACAUUCUUCACAUGUACAAUAAGGUAGUUCAGCACUCGGCCUUUCACAUACACAUCUUAAAUUGUUUGAUAGGCAUUACUUAGAAGUUGACGGAUGACAAGAUAGACACAAUUUUAUGGAUAACAACUU
Haliotis rufescens (red abalone) is the source of this 4798-nucleotide messenger RNA. RefSeq lists its product as uncharacterized. The transcript has 10 exons. The record is from RefSeq and is a predicted model, not a curated record. Gene Ontology annotation, molecular function: protein binding. Bases 113 to 1738 code for a protein of 541 amino acids. NCBI's taxonomy places the organism in Eukaryota, Metazoa, Mollusca, Gastropoda, Lepetellida, Haliotidae.